Molecule: messenger RNA, 480 nt
Organism: Rhizoctonia solani
Lineage: Eukaryota; Fungi; Basidiomycota; Agaricomycetes; Cantharellales; Ceratobasidiaceae
Exons: 4
Coding region: 1-480 (159 amino acids)
Source: RefSeq, a predicted model, not a curated record
AUGCCAGAUCACACUUCAGCCUCUGGAGAAAGCGAUGUUGAGUUGAUGGCCAUCGUCGUUGACUCUCAGAACCAUGGUCAUUGUAACCAAUCUUCUAGAGUUUACACUUGUAUGGCUCCUGAAUCGCGAGACGUUUGGUCAACUUCCACAGAUGAGGUCGUUCACGGAGUCCGUUCAGUACGGCCAUCUCUGAGCGAGGGCGCGGCCUUCAAGUACCAUCAGGUUGUUGGUGUGAUGCCCAACGUAGAGUGGUGGCAGAAUUACGAUGGAUCGCGUGCGACAAAGAAAGGAGUCAUCCUUGCAGGGUGGUGCGAAAGAGAGAAUGACGACCCUCAAGCUAGGAAACGGUACACGUACUGGGUACGUUGCGAGCGUGAUGGGGCACGCCCAACGCAGCGUUGGUACGAGCAACACGAGCUAUUUACAUUGCCAGACAAAGUAUUCACCGGCAAGCUUUCACUGAAAAAGGCUCUAGCAUGA